Molecule: messenger RNA, 3360 nt
Organism: Planococcus citri (citrus mealybug)
Lineage: Eukaryota; Metazoa; Arthropoda; Insecta; Hemiptera; Pseudococcidae
Exons: 14
Coding region: 264-2309 (681 amino acids)
Source: RefSeq, a predicted model, not a curated record
UCGUUGCUCUAUUUGAUUAUCAAAUAAAGUUAUAAGUAGGUACGUAGUAGGUACUCAUCUUAAUUUGUAUUUUAUGUAAAUUUUCAGUUUCGAGAAAAAGUGAAUUUGAAAAUACAAAGUAUACCGACACAAAGAAACGGUAGAUUCAAUUAAUGAAAGUACAUAGGUACCUAGGUACCUAAGUGUAGUUGUUCAGGUUAAAAUGUUCCGUAGAUUGUACCCAAUAUUAUUUCAGUAAAGUUGUACUUAGGUACCUAUCAAUAAUGCUGGAAAAUUUUUGGUUGUUUUGUUUUUUGCUCGCGAUUGUUCCCGGUGAUAGUCGAUUGCAACCGGGUUUGUUACGAGAAUACGGCAAUGUUUUCAAUAACCUCUCGAAUCUAGCGUUGUUGCCACAUUUAAUGGAAACACCAGAAUGUAUUCGCGAUUGCCAGAUAUAUCAACAAGCUUUUCUACAAAAUCAGAUGUGGGCUGCCAAAAUGUUCGACACCAAUGGCAGACUACCAGCAGGAAUAUUGAAAGGCAACAUGCAUCAAUUGGGAGAUUUGAAGCAAUGUGUGUCCACUUCAUCUGAAUCAGCAAACAUAGAAGGAAAAUUUUGUUUCAUUAAAAUUUACAUAAAACCAAUGGAAAACAACACAUUUAUGAAAGAAAUUUGGAAAAAUGCCUAUACUGUAAUAAUGUUUACGUCUAAGCCUUAUGAGAAAAAUGUUGCUCCUUUUAAUGAUGUAAUUCUAUCAACAUUUUGUGUUCCUUCUUCUUGCACUGCUCGUGAAUUGAUGGUGGCAUCGAGGAAAGCUUUAUCAAUUUUUAAUCAUAGCACGUUCGGUUUAGAAGUUCAUGUGGAUGAUUUGAGCGAAGAGCAUUGUGUUAUUAAAGAAGAAUAUUAUAGGAACAAAAUUCCAUUGGAGUAUUCUGCUAAAAUUUUUAUAGUUUUUAUGACUAUUUUUGUAUGUUGUGUCACUGUUAUUGAUGUGUUUUUCUUGCAAAAUGUUCAAAUGAAUGGUAAUUCAAUACUAGCAUUUUGCAAAUCGUUCUCAUUACAACAAAACUGGAAUAGUCUAACAAAGGUUGAAAAUGAUUGUGAUUCCGUUGGUUGCUUAAAUGGCAUAAGAUGCAUAAUAUACUACUUAGUGUUCAUGUUGCAUUUCUCGGUGAAAUUCUUAAUUUUUUCCGUCGAUCAAUCGGAUGUUACUCAACUUCUACGAUAUCCCAUUCUUACUUCAUUGGUGAAAAAUGCACCUUUUGUUUUGGACGCGUUGAUUUUUUCAUCUGGAAUUUGUCUUUCCCACAAAAUAGCGAAAUUUUCAACAGAGAAUAAUACAAGAGCAAUAUGGAAAUUGAUGUUCUUCAAGUAUAUUAGGUUCCUAAUGUUCUGGGUUGUUUUUCUUUCUAUCCGAUCGACAGCAGUUAGCAAAAGUAAAGUAUUUCUACUCUAUACUCCAAAAACGAGAAAUCCCAAUAUUUGGAGCAUCAUAUUUUGCUAUGAAAAUUUUUACGGUUUGGCAAAUAUGUAUUUUGCACCAGCUCACACGUUUUACACAGAUACUCAACUUGCUUUUAUCGGCUGUCUUACAUUAAUUCUUGCAAGACGUUGUGAGAACAAAAUGAAAAUAUUUUUUUCCAUAGCUUUCGGUUCAUUGAUUUUUAGAUCAUUAUUUUUGUAUUUCUAUUCCGAAAUACCACCUUAUAUGAUAUUUGGACUGUCUUCGAACCACUUCUUGAAUAUGAUGAGCUUCAUGUAUGGGACUCCAUUCAGUAGGCUGCCGUUUUACAUGAGUGGAAUGGCAUUGGGAUAUUACACCGGAAAAAAUCCAAACCAAAAUCCAGCCAUUUCCUCGUUUUACCAGAAAAUUGGAUGGUAUCCUGUAUUAUUUUGUGUAUGUAUCGUAUUGUACUCUCAUUGUGAAAAUAUAGAUCUUCAAUACGAAUACAAUAGCUUCGAUGGAGCAGUUGUCAGCUUCAUUAACUCAUUGUUCUCAAUGAUUUUUCUAAUAUGGGUGGUAUGGUAUUGUGAAAUGUUUAAAAAGUCUUCCAAAGUGUACAGAUUUCUUGCAGAUCCAAAAUUUGUCAUAUUGAAUCGUCUGACUCCGUAUUUCAGCGCUUUACACUUAUUUGUUUUAUAUGUAUGCAUAGUGGAAUCCAAAUUCUCUUUUGAAUUCAAAUUGAACGAAGUACUUGGAUUGGAUUACUUAUUAUUGACUAUUUUAGUGUGCGGUUACAUCGUCUUAUUCAUCGAUUUACCAUUGAAAAAUAUGUGGAAGUAUCUCACAAAGAAAGAUGUUGCAUUAACCAGAAGUAAAUGCGAAUGAAAGAACAUUGUAAAUCGUUGCAAUAACCCGUUCAGGAGUCAAGAUUCAAUCAUCAACGGAAUCACAAAAAUGAUUUGAUUUAAAUUUAAAAUAAUUUUAUUUAAGGGUAUUCUUUACCUCUGCAAAAAUAUUCAAAAUAUGAAGGCCAAUUUGUGUGUUAUCUUCAUCGUUUGUUCAUUAAGACUGUGUGUAAUCGAGUGAACGAAUUUAGUCAUACUCAUGUUCCGCAACCUGCUCCCAUCAGACCUUUGGGCAGAGAUUUCUCCAUGGAUUUUCAAAAUUCUUUCAAUUUUUUUCACCAAUGCUAAUACUUUAUCAUUGAAAGCGAGGGUAGGUAGCCAUAUUUUCUAAUUUAGCUUUUCCGACGGAGAUCUGAGCAUCAAUAGUACCUCCAUUCAAUUCCCAAUGACGGCCACAAAAUCACAUAAAUCAAAAAUAUAUCGACAUACCCUCGCUUUUGAAUGUUUUCUGAGUAAAAUAAACCAAACCCCACAAAAAUCUGUCCAAUAGUUUUCGCACAAUCCCUGACCAAAGUACGUAGUUUUUAUCAAAAAUCGGUACUGAUAACAGGGGUAAAGAAUAGCCUUAACCUACCUAUGGAAAACAAUGAUAUGGAGGAAAUUAUAUAGGUGAUCUUAAAAUAUGUGUACAUUUUCAAAAUUGCUCAAAACUGUUUGAAACUGUUUUUCAUCGAUUUUACAAAUCGAAAGUAGAGAACACCCCAAAUUUCAGCUUUCCAAGUCAAUUUGGUGUUCAAUUUUUUUUUGCAUUCUUGGGCUUCUGAUUUUCAAAAAUCCACCAAAUGAGGCCCUGAAAUUUUAUGUGGUAAUGUACAUAUACCUACUUUUGCAUGCUCUUCUGACUUGGCUCUAACCGGUUCAAAAUUGUUGAUGUUGAAAUUAAUUUUACUUGAUUUUAUUUUAGUUGUGGUAAAUUUUCACAGCCUCUUUCAUGACUUCAGAACAAAGUUACAGAGUGAUGAUAAAUGAAACAAAAACAGCAUUUUUAAAACUACAUUUAUAUGCAAAAAUAUUUUCAUUAAAUUUCUUCA